AGCCCCCUUCCGUCCAUCCCUUCCCCCCCUUUUUAGCCGUCACCGCGCGCACGCGUAUCAUCCGUUCCUCCCGUUCGCCAUGUUGGGAGGGGGGGGAGUUUUUUGCGGCGCAUGCGCUUAGAAGCGCCCAGGGUAGAGACAGAAAGAGAGAGGGCAAAAGCGGCUUAGCUACUGGUGUGCUGAGGGCGGCGGCCGCGACGUAUAGACGUCGGUCUCUCGGCUAGCGCGCGCUGUACGCGUCAAGCUCUGCGGCGGCGCAGCAGCAGCAGCACCAGUAGCCGCCGCGUCGUUGUCGCUGCUGCCCGUCCGAAUGAAAGGGAAGGUCCCGGCGGACGGGCGAGCGCCUUCGAAGCCAGCGGUGGUCUCGCUCUCGCUCUGAGGGGCUCCUCCCGCCUCUCUUCCUCCCACCCGCUCCCGCCUAGCCGGCCUGGCCCAGUACGUGGUUUCUUCCGCCUCUUCCAGUUUUGUCUUCACAACAGCCUUGUGAGUUCUUUGUCUCAUUGGCAAGGAUUGAAGUGGUAUUCUUCAAGCCAUGUCUAGCUCAGCUGGGCAGAAGAAGGGACCCAGGAGGCAGCGCAAGUGUGGUUUCUGCCGGUCCAACAAAGAUAGUGAAUGUGGGCAGCUGCUGCUCUCUGAAAACCAGAAGGUGGCAGCACAUCAUAAGUGUAUGCUUUUCUCAUCAGCCUUGGUAUCUUCUCACUCUGAUAACGAGAGUCUUGGAGGCUUUUCCAUUGAAGAUGUACAAAAGGAAAUAAAAAGAGGUACCAAGUUGAUGUGCUCCUUGUGCCACUGUCCAGGGGCAACUAUCGGUUGUGACGUCAAAACCUGCCACAAGACAUAUCACUACUACUGUGCAUUGCAUGAUAAGGCUCAAAUCCGAGAGAAACCCUCCCAAGGCAUUUACAUGAUAUUAUGUCGAAAGCACAAGAAAGCGCCACACAACUCUGAAGAUUUAGAAGAAGGUCUAAAUGAACAUGAGUUAGAGCUGUCCCCUCCUAAAAAGAGGGGGCGCAAAGGAAGGCCCAGAAAAUUGAGUCUCAAAGGGCAGUCAGAAGAUGCUCGAUCAACAUCUUCGCAUGGCACAGACGAUAUAGAAAGCAGUUCUUAUAGAGACAGAUCACCCCACAGAAGCAGUCCCAAUGAUACAAAACCUAAAUGUGGAUUCUGUCAUGCAGGUGAAGAAGAAAAUGAAGCUAGAGGGAAGCUUCAUAUAUUCAAUGCCAAAAAGGCAGCUGCACAUUACAAGUGCAUGUUAUUCUCUUCUGGGACCGUACAGUUGACAACAACCUCAAGGGCAGAGUUUGGUGAUUUUGAUAUUAAAACUGUACUUCAAGAAAUCAAGCGAGGGAAAAGAAUGAAAUGUACCCUCUGUAGUCAGUCUGGCGCUACUAUUGGAUGUGAAAUUAAAGCUUGUAUCAAGACUUACCAUUACCACUGUGGAGUACAAGACAAAGCAAAAUACAUUGAGAACAUGUCACGAGGAAUUUACAAGCUUUACUGUAAAAACCAUAGUGGGAACGAUGAGCGAGAUGAAGAGGACGAAGAGCGAGAGAGCAGAAGCCGCGAGAAAUCUGUAGCAGACCAUAGUGGAGUUCCUCAGCAGCAGCAACUCAAUGGAAACUAGGUUCAAGUGACAGAGGUUAAACUGGGAAUGAAUAAGACAUCCAUAAUUACUAACCUUUGUUUUAAAAAAAAUGCUUUAUAAAGUCGGAAAAGGGUUAGUAAUUUUUUUUUACUGCCUGACUGUUAGAAAUGUCAUUGAACUGCCAGAAAUGUUCGUGUGUGUGAGCCUUUGAUGCGCAGCAGAGGUUUUUUUUUACAUGUCAAUAUUAUGUAGUUAGACUGCAGUGUCUGGAGAAAACACACACACCCUGAAACACUAUAUAAAUGAGAUGUAAUGUGUACAGUGUCAAAACUGAGUCAGACAUUGAAAUAGUAAGCUUGGUUUCUGGACUGAAUAAAAUUUCUGAGAUAUGGGAUAUGUUAAGUUCAAUGGAUUUGUGCACCACAGGAAGGUCAGAAGUUUAACUUGCAAAACAGACAUGCUUGUGGCAACAGCAAGGCUGUAAAUGAGUGCAUUUUGCAUUUACCUUCGCUUACAAACUAUGGAGGCAAAGCAGGAGGGAAGCUGUUGAUCCCUCUUUUGCAAAAGCACAGUAGGAAAAAAAAGAUUUCUGCAGCUCCAGAAGCAUGCUUGAACCAUUUGGGUUGUUCCUGCUAAGUUGGUUUCUACUGCCUAGCAUUCCUUGCUAGGGACAACUCAAGCUGCUGUUGACUAUAAGCUGUGAGCUUCAGUACUCAUGCCAAAGGGCUGUAGUUCAUUCUCUUCCCCCGCCCCACCCAUCCACCAUCUCUUCUGCUGUCCCUGCUUUACCAACAACCCAUGGCUAAUUGCAACUGAAAAUGGAGUGGUCACUUCUGGAGGUUGAGGACUCCCCACAUCUCUUAGAUUUCAAAGUUACUGCUUAACUCUCACAAUGGCAUUUGGCCACCUUUAUUGGACAUCAUACCUCAAGUGCUCUGUGCUGCGUGGAACACAUCAUGUUUUGUCCAAAAAAUAUAUAUAUACAGAUCCCGUAUGCUGUAAGAAGAAUGCAGAAUAAGACUCUGGAGUUUUGUUUUGUUUUUGUGUUCUUUUUAAAAAGAGGUCAGUAUUUAUUUUGAGUCUUGUGACCACUGUAUGAGAAUGUUUUAGUAUUUGAUUAAGGUUUUCUGGCAGAUCAGCAAGUUGAUGAAUGCUGUUAAAAUCUACAGAGUGCUCUGUUGGAGCCCAGUUUAGCUUGAAAUUAUGCCAAGUCUUAAAAUCCUAGUUAUGAUGUCACCAUUGAAUCCUGGUAUUUCCAGUCAUUUCUUCUGUUUGGUCUAGUGAAGCCUAUUGUUUUCAACACAACCCAGAUAGUCAUACUUGUUAGCAAACUACCAAGUUCAUUCUAAAUUUUGUUAUCUCUUGACUUUGAGUCAAAGGAGCAAAUAGAAAGAAAACAGAAAGGUUCGCUAGCAGUGGAUACCACAAAAACUCCAUGAUAAUGAUCUGUGUAUGAAGCCUUGUUUAAUUUCAUUUUUUAUUUUUAAUCUUGUCUUUUUUAAAUGCAUUUCAUUGUCUCAAGGGACUCAACUAUUGUGUAUAAGAACUUCAAAGACUCUCUCAAGUUGGAAUUCAAUCCAUUUGGGUUUGAAAACUUCCUGGAAGAAUGCAGUUUUAGUAGAAAAGUUGUGUAUAAAAAUAAAUCUGUUAACUGCUCUUAUGCCAUUGACCAAUUUUUUUUAUUUUGUAUUGUAACUUUCAAGAUUAAAGGCGCAACUUGUACUGAAAUAGAUUUCUACCAGGCUGUGCACUCUUUCAAAAGCAUGGGUUUUAUAUGA
Molecule: messenger RNA, 3363 nt
Organism: Rhineura floridana
Lineage: Eukaryota; Metazoa; Chordata; Lepidosauria; Squamata; Rhineuridae
Gene: PHF6
Product: PHD finger protein 6
Exons: 12
Coding region: 533-1624 (363 amino acids)
Cellular component (GO): nucleus
Source: RefSeq, a predicted model, not a curated record